This is a messenger RNA of Poeciliopsis prolifica (blackstripe livebearer), 2002 nucleotides long. RefSeq names its product leucine-rich repeat-containing G-protein coupled receptor 4. Gene Ontology annotation, molecular function: protein binding. Bases 15 to 1352 code for a protein of 445 amino acids. The transcript is spliced from 2 exons. Gene Ontology annotation, cellular component: plasma membrane. The record is from RefSeq and is a predicted model, not a curated record. Lineage: Eukaryota; Metazoa; Chordata; Actinopteri; Cyprinodontiformes; Poeciliidae.
UGCAUCUGCCCUAGAUGUAUCCAUAUAGAGAAGCAGAUGUAAAUCCUUCAUGUGGGAAAGGGUUCAAAACGGACUGCAGGUUCUCUCCCCAGAUUUGGUUAUGUGAUCAUCAGUUUAAGCCCAUAAUCCCGUCUAAUCGGGAAUAUUCCAUGCGUGUGCCUCGGGAGUUUGCUGAAAUGACACAUUUCCACGCAGUUCGCGAAAACAUAUUCGCCGUGUUUCAGAUGCGUCGCUCUGCUCUGUGUGCGCACGGACGGCCCGGCCAUGGCGUUCAGCAGGAGAGUCUUCACUCCGAGCGCACAAACAUGCUCUGCUUGAUCCCCCUGCUUCUGCUGCUGCCGCCUCCGAGCAUCAUGUCGGGCUUCAGGCAGUGUCCGAGCCCCUGCCUUUGCUACGAGUCCUCCGACCUGGUGGACUGCAGGUCUCAGGGCUUGGACCAGGUCCCCGCCGGUGUCUCCCACGGCACUUGGCUGCUGGAUCUCAGCGGGAACAGGGUGAGAGAGGUGCGCAGUGAUUCGUUCGUGGGACUGUGGUCGUUGAAGUUCCUACUGAUGUCCAACAACAGCAUACAUGCUGUGCAUCCACAGUCUCUUUCAUCCUUACAGUUUCUGGAGAGGCUGGACCUGAGCUUCAACCGACUGCGCUGGCUGCCUCAGGACUUCACUCUCCAUCUGACCUCCCUCCAGGAGCUGCGGCUGGACCACAACCUGAUGCAGCACGUUGACUCCUCCUCCCUGAGAAACUGUGACAACUUGAGGAAGCUCGACCUGAGCUACAACCGCAUCCGAACGAUUGACACCAAGGCUUUCCACAGCCUCUCUCGACUGCGCCUCCUGCACUUGGAGGGAAACAAGCUGAACGUGCUCAAAGAUGGGCUGCUGAGCCGCCAGCAGACCCUGGAGGUUCUCCUGCUCGGCCACAACAACAUCUCAGCGAUCGAGGCCGAAGCUCUGGCCCCUCUCCGCGGUCUGACCCUGCUGGGCCUCCGCGGAAAUCAGCUGCAGCACAUCAAGUUCAAGACCUUCCUGAAGCUGAAGACUAUCAACACCCAUCUGCAGAUGUCCCUCAACCCCUGGACCUGUGACUGUGACCUGCAGCGCGUCUUUGGUAAGAUCCAGCACGUGCGACACCUGCAUGUAGAGGACUACAAGGCCAUCCUCUGCCACGCCCCUCCUCAGCAGGCUGGGAGCCCCCUCGUGUCCAUGGACAGCCAGCUGUGCAUGGCGGAGACAGCGUCGGUGCUGGUCAUCACCAUCACCGUGAUGCUGGCAGUGAUCGGUGCGCUGGUCAAAGCUGAGCGCAACCGUAAGAGCAAACAAGCUGCGAGUGAUGCAGAGUCUUCAGACAAGUGAUUGGCUAAAGGAUGGAGCUCUGACACACACAGAUGGCCUCCUGCUGGACACUACAUGAAACAGCCACUGGAGAAAGACCAAGUGGGUGUUUUUUUUUUUUUUAUGUAGUUAGUGGAAAACAAUCCAAAACAUUAUCAUUAAUUUCUGUCCUUUCACUAGUUUUACUAAAAGGCUUUCCACAAUGUAUAAAUCACUUGCAAAAAUAUUGAAACUUAAAUGUUCUUCAUGUUGAAUCAUGUCAUCAGCAUAAAUAUAAACAGUUGGAUUUCUUUUUAUUGGCUAGACUAAUCCAAAGUUAUGUUUUACUGUGAAAUGGAAGGAAAUCAAUAGUUUUCAAUUAUUUAAUGAAUAAAAGUCAAAAAGGUUUUCUCUGAUAUCACUCUAAAACAGCAACCACUUACUUCCAGAAGUUGCCCAAGUAGUGAAUACAUUUCAUCUUGCGUUUAAUGCAGUUUUGGAAUAAAUCCAGCUGACGCCAUACCUUAAAUCUGCAGCACUCUCUUUGGUUUUUAUUGCUGUAAUUAUGCAAUAUUUAUGUCACAUCUAGAAUGUUGCAUAAUCACAACAGAAAAAAAAAAUCAAGACUGAUGCAGGUCUAAGGUAUGGUGUCAAAUACUUGCUCUUUAUGUAGGGUAAGCAAACUUAUCAAG